AUGAUGAAGACAAAGGAUUGUCAACUUGCAUUACUAGCUAUGGCAAUAGGUUUUAUUGAGGAUGUGCUUCAUUUUCUUCAAGUGGAUAAGCCCAUCUUCGUUAUACAAAGCAUUAUGGUGACCACCUGGCCACAGUUCAAAGAGCAAGGUAGAUGCUCGAACAAUACAGAAAAUGUAUUCUACAUUUCAGCCUUCGCCAUCUCGAAAACUGGACAAUGUCUCCUUUUUACUGCAGUUCUAUUGAUUUAUCUGAUGACUGUCUUUGGAAACGUGACCAUUGCUGUAUUGGUGUGUUGGGUUUCCCACCUUCAUACUCCAAUGUAUUUCUUCUUGAGUAAUCUUGCUAUUAGCGAUGUUAUGUAUGUUUCAGCUACCCUUCCAAAAUUGCUCUCCAUACUUCUAACACAGGAUCAUUGGAUUUCUUUCUCCGCUUGUAUGACUCAAGUGUACUUCUUCUCAUUGUCAGUUGGUUGUGAUAUAUUUAUACUGACCUCCAUGGCCUACGAUCGAUAUGUAGCGAUCUGUAAGCCAUUACAAUAUUCCUUACUCAUGAGUAAAGAUGUAUGCAUCUCAUUGGUUCUGUCCACUUGGCUUAUAUCUGUCACUAAUUCAAUAAUUAAUGUGUUAUCCACAUCUCUAUUAUCGUACUGUCUCACACAAAAUGUUGACCAUUUCUUUUGUAAUAUGAAAGACCUGUAUGCAAUAACCUCUAGUGAUGCUACAAGCAGAAACAUAUUUCUGUUAUGUCAGGAUGCAGUGUUGGCAGUUUUUCCUUUUUUGCUUAUUAUGACCUCCUACGUAUUUAUCAUCUCCACCAUACUGAAAAUUCGCUCCUCAGAGGGACGACUGAAAGCUUAUUCCAGUUGCACCUCCCACCUCACUACAGUAAUAUUAUUCUAUGGUCCAAUCAUUAUAAUUUAUGGCAAACCAGAAUCUGAAAGUUCCAAGGAACUGGACAAGUUGCUGACCUUGCUUUAUACGGCUGUGGUUCCAAUGCUCAACCCGUUUGUCUACUCUUUAAGGAACCAAGAUGUUUUGAAUGCUAUAAAAAAUAUAAAAAGGAAGAGGAACCUGAUUUUCUUGAAAUAAUAUAUUUAAAAAAAUAACUUGC
Molecule: messenger RNA, 1111 nt
Organism: Rana temporaria (common frog)
Lineage: Eukaryota; Metazoa; Chordata; Amphibia; Anura; Ranidae
Product: olfactory receptor 1-like
Exons: 3
Coding region: 1-1089 (362 amino acids)
Biological process (GO): G protein-coupled receptor signaling pathway
Cellular component (GO): membrane
Molecular function (GO): olfactory receptor activity; G protein-coupled receptor activity
Source: RefSeq, a predicted model, not a curated record